AUGACGGCUGUGCAUGGUGGUGGCAAGCGAGUUGGGCGGCGCGAGGGAUGUAUGCGUGCCGUAGUUUCUACUGUACGAACUGUGAGGCGGCGGUGGUGUCAGAUGCGUGUACGAGUAGGACUUAUACGCGUGUAUGCGGUGCGUGGGGCUGGAGUGCCUGCAAGUGUGGGCGCGGGGUCUUCCUCACCUGCCACGCGCUCUAUGUCCCACCGUGGUGUAGUUAUUGACGUCUUGCCCGGGUGUGUUCUUCUGUUUACCUUCUCUCCCCCGCUUUGUGCCCGUUCUCUUACCUGCAGAGCCCCACUGGUUGUAGGAGUUGCGAAGGUUCUGCAGAGCAAAGACGCGGAGGAAACCACAGCGUCCACACAGACUUGA
Molecule: messenger RNA, 375 nt
Organism: Trypanosoma rangeli
Lineage: Eukaryota; Euglenozoa; Kinetoplastea; Trypanosomatida; Trypanosomatidae
Exons: 1
Coding region: 1-375 (124 amino acids)
Source: RefSeq, a predicted model, not a curated record